UUGCUGCCAUUUCUGUCAAAACACCCCCAGCUAUGACUGCGCGCUGGUAGGGUGUCUACCAGCUGCCACUGCAGGGGCAGCUGGGAGAUGCUCUGCUAGCAUGUGGUCAUACUUGGGGGGAGCACCACCAUUAUAGAAGUGGUGGUGAGUGGUGGAGGAGCAGUUAUGGACCUCUCCUCUGCUGUAAAGGGGCUGUGCAAGCCCUCAGUUUUAAAGGGAUUGUGCCCGUGAUUUGGACACUGAAACGCAUUUUGGCACAUCCCUACUAUGGCCUACCUAUCCGAAUCCAGUCUAGGCAAGACGUGUGGCAUUAGCCCCCUGGAUCCUUUGGGAUCCCCAGUUGGUCUCCCUGACACAACCGAGUAGUCAUGCCCAUGAGGAACCCAACCAGUGUCACCAAAGUGCCCACCUCACAGCCAGAAAGCACCCAAAUCAAAUCUUUAUUAUGGUCCAAGACCAGCGUAAGACAAAAACAGUAGGGCAUAUCUCAUGACAAAGGCAAGUAAUGAUACCAUAAAGCUAUAUUACUAUGAAACUGUUAAAUUGAUACUAUACUGUUUUGUAAUACUAUAAAAUUGCUACACUUUAAAAUGGUGUGUGUGUGUCACAACUAAAAUUAUUAUAGCCAUAAUUAGGAGCAUCUAUAUUUAAAAAGAUAAGAAAAUAGAAUGUAUAAAAUAUGUAUAAGGUAAAAUAAAGAAAUGGGAAAAGAUGUAAAAUGAAGUACCUAAGACAAGAUAUAUAAAAUAUAUAAAUUAGCUAACUGGGAGAACUGAGCGGGCAAGUAAAAUAGGCAGUAGUUAAAACCUAUACAGGGCUGAUUACAUGGUUAUGGACUAGCAGUCAGGGACCGGCGGAUCUUACAUGCUCCUGUGCAGGAUUUGUUAUACGUGUUAUAUAUAUGUGUUGUACGUGAAGGCCCGGUUGGUCCACUAGCAACAUCUAGGUGUAGGCUUGGCUUGGGCGACCAGGGUACUUGAGCAAUAUUCUCUCUAACUUUUUUCGUCGUUAUGUGGAAUGAGUUUUGUUCUGGGUGACAGUAUCAAGGCAGUGUGCGUGCAUGUGAAUGUGAAGGCAUGUGGGACCUUCCUGAUAAAACCUGAGCGGGAUCUAAAAUUAACUGAGUGGACAUCAAAAAAGUGUGAGUGUAUGCACAUGCGCACACCUUACAGGGAACACUGUUGAGGAGUAGUGGAUGUAUAAGCUUGGCACGACUGUCUCUAUAAAAGGGACAGGAGAGGAGUAAGUGCUUUGUGGUUUCAGCUUCCACAGUGUCACAGGGACAAAGCCUCUCCAUGAUUGGAAUCUUCCCAUAUUUGUCUUCUAAAACAGCAGAGGAGAUGACAUGACAACGGGCAAGGGUGAAGGCCCUUCUGUGGCUUGGGAUUUCAGACAGUGACAAGUACCAGAAAGUAGCCAACUCCUCAAGAGGACCAACAACCAGACUCCUCAUGAGUAAAGUUUGCUUGUUCUCAAUCUCCAGGGAAAUGGUGUGGCUCUUUCCUAAGAGUAUUUAAGUCAUUUCCUUUUCUUGAGCAGUUGCUGGUAACUGCUCAAGCAGGUAUGAGUCAGUUGAACUCUUAUGUCAGUUAGAAUUUAGAACUUCUGCAUUCCUUGUUUCUACCUGUACUUGGCCAUCUGAUCCUGCUCUUGAUCCUGUUCUAAGACCCCAUUCCAGUGACCUCUGAAUUGGGUUUUUUUGCCUAUAAGACUUAACUUGAACCUUUGUUCCUGGGGGACUCUUUGUCACGCCCUCGAUCUCCGACAGCGAGGAGGAAGGGGAAGCUGUCAACUUUCCAGCCAAGUCAGGAGUGUCUGAGGGGCAGAGCCCGGCUGUCAGCGUUCAUGAAACGGCUGUGGUAGAUCCAACUAAUUAUUUAGAGCAGGCACAACAACCUGAGUCAGCAGAAAGCAUGAGAGACCAAUCGGAAGAAGAACUAGGCAAUGAAACACUGACAUCACAACAAUGCAGGCGCAAUAAAUGCAGAACGCAAUUAGAAUCUAUUAGAAGGAGCAAACGCCUCUCGCUGAAGGCUGAUAAGCCGUGAAUUAUUGCCAGCUGGGAACUAUCGGCUUCCACUAUAAAUCCUGUCACCAGCCGUCUACUCCUUGCUGAAAAACAACAUACGUCAUUCAGUUGACAGCGUUCAGCCAAGCCGUGAACUUCCCUGGCAUUUGGCCAGACCUUGACACUCUUGCCUAGGGAAUCCCAGUGUUCCCUCUAAGGCGUGCGUGUGUCUGCGUGCUCACACAUUUUUUGAUGUCCACUCACUUAAUUUUAGAUCUCGCUCAGGUUUAAUCAGGAAGGUUCCACUCUGAAUAUAUGUGUGUGCACACUCUGCCGCCCAGAACAAAACUCAUUCCGCACAUGGAUAAAAAAAGUAGAACACUGCUAGGGUUGGGCAAAAUGUUUCAAGCUCAAAACAGCCAUUUUGAGUGUUUCAAGCUGAUAACAAAUCACCCUUAAAAUAAAGGGCCUAUUUUGAGUGUGAAACAAAAGAGCCCUUUUUCAACUCAAAACAUUUUGCGUGUUUUGAGCACCGUUUUAGAGACCUGUUUUCCCCUUUCUGAUUGGCUUUCUGGCACUGGCUUCCAAUUGGCUUGCCAUCUCCUUGCCUUUUGAUUGGCUUGUUAUUAAAUUCAAGUGUGGUCAUGGGCAACAGUGUCCCCAUUGGCUGGGAGGAGGGAGUGGGAGCAGGAGCCAAAGGAGGGAUUUUCAAAAUGUACUUAAGGGACUGGGAGGCCAGAGAGCUCUCUCUUAUAGUGUGCCUCUCAGAGAAGAAAAGAUCAGCAGCACAGAGUGAGACUGGUAGAAUGGGGCCUGCCUGUGUGGAGAGGCAGAGUAUCUGUGGCUUUUAUCUGUGUUUCUCUUAUCUUGGCAGUACCAACUGCAUUGUCCCACCCCCCCCCCCCCAAUUUGUUUUCAAGUGUACCAGCAGCCCCAGUGGCUUUAACAACCCACCCACCCCUCCCCAGCUGCUGAGUACCAGAGUGUCUGCUCAGCCCAAGUGCCUCUGAGAGUGGCACAUGCACAGAUUCCAGCAGAAGACACUGGUUGCUGGAAUGUAAGCACUCCAACCUUGGUCAGAUUAGAUUUCUUUAAAGAAGGCCUAAUUUGGGGAAGGGAUGAGGUAUAGCCAGGUAUGUAGGACUGUAUGUAGGUCAGGAGGAGUGAGUUAGGAGAAAAGCCAGAGUACGAUCCUCCCCAGAGUACAAACCUGCUGAGAUACGAUCCUCCCCAUCUCUGGCAAUUUUCAAAAAACAUCUGAAAACCCAUCUUUUCGCCCAGCCUUUCUCAGCUUCCUAAACUUUUGGGGUUUUAAUCUCUGGUUUAUUUUUAAAUUGUUAAAUUGUUUUAAGUUUUUUGUAUAUGUUUUUAACUGUUUUUAUGCUAUUGUUGUUUUCUGUUAUUGUUGCAGAGACGAAAAUUUGGGGCGGUGUAAAAAUUUGAUAAAUAAAUAAAUAAUCCCCUUGUCCUUCCCUUCCCUUAGACUUACCCCAUUGUUCCUCGCUUCCCUCAAAAAGAAAAAGAAAAAACCCUCCCCUGCAAUAAAGCCUGCCUCUUUAUUUGUGAGGAUUUAAUUUUUCUAGCUGCAGGAAAAAAGUCCAGGGGACCCCUAUAAAUAUAAUUGAUUGAUAACCAGUACUCUUUAAGAAAUGUGGUGGCCAAGUUAUGCUUCCCAGCCCUUCUCAUUGGUUGUUGCCACCCUGUGAUGUCACAAAGAGACAGGACAGUUAAGUACUGGGAUAGAGCUAGAGGGGAAGGAGACAGCUGACAUGGGAAGGAGAGACAAGAGGCUCAGGAAGAGAAAGAACCAAAAAAAUGAGGGCCAUGAGAAAGGAAAGAUUAACACUAACACCCCACGAUGUCCUUGAAACCACGCGUAGUUGAUUUUGAUGAAACAUGGAACAAGCUUCUUACAACAAUUAAAGCUGUUGUUAUGUUGGAUUAUGUUGAAAGAGCGACAUGGAACGACCGCUUCUCGGACAUUUAUGCUUUGUGUGUGGCCUAUCCUGAACCUCUGGGGGAGAAACUUUAUAUGGAAACUAAAAUAUUUUUGGAAAAUCAUGUACACCAUUUGCACAAGAGAGUCCUGGACUCUGAAGAACAAGUACUGGUAAUGUAUCACAGAUACUGGGAUGAAUACAGUAAAGGGGCAGACUAUAUGGACUGUUUAUACAGAUACCUCAAUACGCAGUUUAUUAAAAAGAACAAAUUGACUGAAGCUGAUCUUCAGUAUGGUUAUGGAGGGGUGGAUAUGAGUGAGCCACUGAUGGAGAUUGGAGAGCUAGCACUUGAUAUGUGGAGAAGAUUAAUGAUCGAGCCCUUACAGGCCGUCCUUAUUCGAAUGCUGCUCCGUGAAAUCAAAAAAACUGAGCAGCAGUGCAAGCUUCAGCUCCUUGUGUCAGGCAGCCUUGUUCCAGGUGAUCGUUGUGGAGAAGAUCCAAAUCAGAAAGUAAUCCAUGGGGUUAUUAACUCCUUUGUUCAUGUUGAACAGUAUAAGAAAAAAUUCCCUCUGAAGUUUUAUCAGGAAAUUUUUGAGUGUCCUUUUCUGAAUGAAACGGGGGAGUAUUAUAAACAAGAAGCUUCAAAUUUAUUGCAAGAGUCCAACUGCUCACAGUAUAUGGAAAAGGUUUUAUGUAGAUUAAAAGAUGAAGAAAUGAGAUGUCGAAAAUAUCUACACCCCAGCUCCUAUGGCAAAGUAAUUAAUGAAUGCCAACAGCGAAUGGUAGCAGAUCACUUACAGUUCCUUCAUGCCGAAUGCCAUAACAUCAUCCGACAAGAGAAGAGAAAUGAUAUGGCAAAUAUGUACACGUUGCUUCAUGCUGUGCCAAGUGGCUUACCUCAUAUGAUUCAGGAACUACAAAACCAUAUCCAUGAUGAGGGCCUUAGAGCAACCAGCAGUCUUUCUCAGGAAAACAUGCCCACCCAGUUUGUGGAGUCAGUGUUAGAAGUACACAGUAAAUUUGUUCAGCUCAUCAGUACAGUUUUGAAUGGUGAUCAGCGCUUUAUGAGUGCCCUCGAUAAGGCUUUGACAUCAGUAGUGAAUUAUAGGGAACCAAAGUCAAUCUGCAAAGCACCUGAGCUGCUGGCCAAGUAUUGUGACAACUUGCUAAAAAAAUCAGCAAAAGGCAUGACAGAAAACGAAGUCGAAGACAAACUUACAAGCUUCAUUACUGUUUUUAAAUAUAUUGACGAUAAAGAUGUUUUCCAAAAGUUCUAUGCCAGGAUGUUGGCAAAACGGCUCAUCCAUGGCUUGUCUAUGUCCAUGGACUCUGAAGAAGCUAUGAUUAACAAAUUGAAGCAAGCCUGUGGUUAUGAGUUCACUAGCAAGCUCCAUCGAAUGUAUACAGACAUGAACGUUAGUACAGAUCUUAACAACAAAUUCAACAACUUCAUUAAAAAUCAGGACACAGUCGUUGAUUUGGGAAUAAGCUUUCAGAUAUAUGUUCUUCAGGCUGGUGCAUGGCCUUUAAAUCAGGCUCCUUCAUCUACAUUUGCAAUUCCUCAGGAACUGGAAAAAAGUGUACAGAUGUUUGAAUUAUUUUACAGUCAGCAUUUCAGUGGGAGAAAACUUACCUGGUUACAUUACCUCUGCACAGGUGAGGUCAAAAUGAAUUAUUUGUGCAAACCGUACGUAGCCAUGGUUACGACGUACCAAAUGGCAGUGCUGCUUGCCUUCAACAAUAGUGAAACUGUCAGUUACAAAGAGCUUCAAGACAGUACGCAGAUGAAUGAGAAGGAACUGACAAAAACUAUCAAGUCCUUACUUGAUGUCAAAAUGAUCAACCAUGACUCAGACAAGGAGGAUGUAGAGGCAGAGUCUACUUUUUCAUUAAACAUGAACUUCAGCAGUAAACGAACAAAAUUUAAAAUCACCACAUCAAUGCAAAAAGAUACACCACAGGAGAUGGAGCAAACCAGAAGUGCUGUAGAUGAAGAUAGGAAAAUGUACCUUCAAGCUGCUAUAGUUCGUAUCAUGAAAGCACGAAAGCUGCUGCGUCACAACGCUCUUAUUCAGGAGGUAAUUAGCCAAUCAAGAGCUAGGUUUAACCCAAGUAUCAGCAUGAUUAAAAAGUGUAUUGAAGUUCUGAUAGACAAACAGUACAUUGAGCGGAGCCAGGCCUCGGCAGAUGAGUACAGCUAUGUAGCAUGAGGUUGAUAUCCUGCAGGUAUGGUUGUACGGAGAUCAUUGCUGUCACUGCUUGGUGUGUCCUGUGGGGGGAAAAAAGCAGGCCUGUUGUGCCUCCAUAACCGGUCACUUGGCAGCCCCUGUUUCUUCUGCUGUUUACAACAUCACCAGUGCCACGUCAUGAGCGUCAAUGAGAAAACAAAAAGCCUAUAGAUAUUCCAAGCUCAUGUCAUUAUGACAUUUCUUAAAACUUUACUAAAAGAGAAUGAGUGAAAUCUUGCUGAAAUGUGGAAAUUUUGGUUGGACACCAUGCUUCCCCCCCCACUCCACCCCCUCCAUUCUACACCCCCCCCCACGUUUGCAGUUGAUGUUUUUUAAUGUAUCUUAAAAGGCAAAGUUGAAACAAACUAAAUAUUGUAAUAUGGCAGAUAACAUAAUAAUUGUAUCUACAUUAAAAUGUAAAAAGAACAUGAUACUGCUGCUUGUCAAAUAAAUAAAGACAUGGAAUACA
Hemicordylus capensis (graceful crag lizard) is the source of this 6645-nucleotide messenger RNA. RefSeq names its product cullin 2 (gene CUL2). Gene Ontology annotation, biological process: SCF-dependent proteasomal ubiquitin-dependent protein catabolic process; protein ubiquitination. Gene Ontology annotation, cellular component: SCF ubiquitin ligase complex; Cul2-RING ubiquitin ligase complex. NCBI's taxonomy places the organism in Eukaryota, Metazoa, Chordata, Lepidosauria, Squamata, Cordylidae. The record is from RefSeq and is a predicted model, not a curated record. Gene Ontology annotation, molecular function: ubiquitin protein ligase binding. The transcript has 22 exons. Bases 3867 to 6158 code for a protein of 763 amino acids.